GCGAUUCGUGUUUUCGUGUGAGUUGGCAGUUUGGCCAAUUAUACAAUGUGCGAGAAGAGGUGACAUUUGAGCAACUAAAACAAUGCAGUGGGAAGCAAUUACAGUCCAUUUUCUCCUGCUACCCGGUGCUGUUGUUUUCUUGGAUUCACCCUCAGCCCAAACGCGUACCUGUAAGUUCAGUGACACUUGGAGUUUGUGCUGAAACUCGGAUAAAGAGAUUGUGCGUGUUUCUGCUGGACAGCUGCAGCAGCUGCUCCGUCCUCCCUCCAGAAACAGCGACGGUAGGAAGACGUUUUAGCGACGGUGGCAAGAGAUACGUGCAUGUUGCGUACUUGUCCUUUUUUAGUAUCAUCAGUCCACUGUGCACAGAGAGGUUAUAGUCCUCUAAAGUCGGCAGCUGAGGCCCUUUAUGGUUUUUCGCCUCCACAGUAGAUGAACAUGGAAGUGGAUCUUGAUGGAUUAUUUCACCAGAACGACACCUUCGACUACGAUAACUAUGAGUAUAAAGACGACUUUGAGACAAGCGCCAUUGAAGGAGUGUCGAUCCCGGUUCUGUACUCCGUGGCGCUGGUUAUAGGUCUGCUGGGGAAUGGACUCCUCCUGGCCGUCCUGGCUCAGAAGAGGCGUAACUGGAGUAUAUCAGACACCUUCAUCCUCCACCUGAGUGUCGCCGACCUGCUGCUGCUGGGGAUGCUGCCCUUCUGGGCGGCACAGGCCACUCAAAGUGGAUGGUGCUUUGGGAGUUUUCUUUGCAAGAUCAGUGGAGCUGUCUUUAAUAUCAACUUCUACUGUGGGAUCUUUCUGCUGGUUUGCAUCAGUCUGGAUUGCUACCUGUCCCUCGUCCCCACCACCCAGCUGUACUCCCAGAAGAAGCCCAGGUUGGCUCACAUCAGCUGCCUGUCGGUGUGGCUCGGCUGCCUGAUCCUCACCAUCCCUGACUGUGUUUUCCUGGUGGCCCAUCGUGAUCAUGCACAAGCUAAAACACUGUGUGUUCACUGCUACUCUCAGUCACUAAUUUACUGGGAGCGGGUGUCACGCCUGCUAUACCACACGCUGGGCUUCCUGCUGCCUGCAGCCGCCCUGAUCAUCUGCUGCUCCUGCAUCCUGCUGCGGCUGCAGCGCUGCUCUGAAAGCCUCCAGAAGAAGAGGGCCGCGAUGGUUGUCCUGCCCCUUGUAGCGGUCUUCCUUCUCUGCUGGACACCGUACAACAUCACACUCAUUGUGGAAACCUUCAGAAGCAGCUCUAAGGGAACUGAUAAUGUUGUGUGUAGUAAUCCUGAACGUUCCCUGAAGAAAGCUCUGAAGGUCACUUCUGCUCUGGGCUGCAUCCACGCCUGCCUCAGGCCUCUGCUCUAUCUCGGCCUGUGUGGAAACUUUAGGAAACGGACACUGGCCAUGUUGAGACGUGCUACAGAUGUGUCUAAGAGCUCGCUGUGGGAGUUAGGUGUGGGCGAGGAGGCCCUGCCUGACCCGAAUCAGGAUGCGGAAGAGCUGAAAUCGAUGACGAGUGUGGAACAUCAGGUGCAGUCCAGUCAGUGCUGAUUACUGGACUAAAAUGCCCUCCUGUGACUCAGAAGUGACCCGAGGAAAGCUCCACCCCUGAGGGGAAUUUAGUGUUAAGUCAUGUCAUGGGUUCAAGGGAUGAAAGACUUUGUGAUGACAGAAGGAUCAGAAAUAGAUAUUUAUAAUGAAAAAUGACUGUUUCCCAUUGCACUUUAAUGUGAGAGUUUCCGAGCCACGUCAUGGUGUCAUGUACUGUUGUACUUUUAUUUUGCCAUCACUGUUGCGCAACUUUAGCUUGUCAUAAAUCAUGAGUUUUUUAUUCACUUGUACAUAUCUGUAUUUUUAUUGUGUAUUAUUAUUAGUAUUGAAACUAAACUAAAAUACUUUUUUGUUCCACAAUCAUCAUAAAGCUAAGGGUGGAAAUGAAUAGGAAUAUAAGCUCUAGUGAAAAAGAUAUAAUAUAAUCCUUGUCAGUGUUAUUGUAUCUUCCAUUAAAUGGUCCGACAGAUUUUAUAACUUCAUUGCUGAUAACACAAACUGUUUGUACUUCAUGUUAUCUUCUUACCGUCAGGCAGUAAAGACUGUGGAUUCCACGAUUGCGCAGUGUGUGUGUGUGUGUGUGUGUGUGUGUGUGUGUGUGUGUGUGUGUGUGUGUGUGUGUGUGUGUGUGUGUGUGUGUGUGUGUGUGUGUGUGUGUGUGUGUGUGUGACCACAGGAAUUUCCCUUUGGCGAAUCCCACUGACUUUUUGACUUUGUUUCAACAUGGCCGUGUGGUCUGUCGGCCACUGGAUGACACAAACAGCUGGUGAUGUCAUCAGUCAGGUGACAGAGAGCGAGGAGGAGGAGGACAGGAAACAAAGCUCUCUGUUGGUGUGGCAGGCGUUUCAUAGCGCUCUCCGUUUAAUCUUGUUUAAAUACAUGUGUGUUUGUUUUGUUGAGAGAGAGAGAGAGAACAGUGGCUUUAUGUAUAAGCCCAGUUGUCUGUGUAAAUCUCACACUGCAUGUUGUGUUAUAUUUGUGGUUUCACUUCCACGAGGCCGUGCAGGUUACGGCCUACAAGGCACGCUGGAUUUCUGCAGGAUAAUAAUGUGUUCAUUCAGAAACUCAAUGUACAGUCAUUGCACACAAGGAAAUGAAAUAAAUGUGUGAUCUAAUCUA
This is a messenger RNA of Cottoperca gobio, 2661 nucleotides long. Its product is annotated as C-X-C chemokine receptor type 3-like. Bases 433 to 1542 code for a protein of 369 amino acids. Lineage: Eukaryota; Metazoa; Chordata; Actinopteri; Perciformes; Bovichtidae. The record is from RefSeq and is a predicted model, not a curated record. Gene Ontology annotation, biological process: cell chemotaxis; G protein-coupled receptor signaling pathway; calcium-mediated signaling. Gene Ontology annotation, molecular function: C-C chemokine receptor activity; C-C chemokine binding. Gene Ontology annotation, cellular component: membrane; external side of plasma membrane. The transcript is spliced from 4 exons.